Molecule: messenger RNA, 1146 nt
Organism: Bipolaris maydis ATCC 48331
Lineage: Eukaryota; Fungi; Ascomycota; Dothideomycetes; Pleosporales; Pleosporaceae
Product: kinase-like domain-containing protein
Biological process (GO): intracellular signal transduction; protein phosphorylation
Cellular component (GO): cytosol
Molecular function (GO): ATP binding; protein serine/threonine kinase activity
Source: RefSeq, a predicted model, not a curated record
GGCUGUCCAUCGCCUUCUUCUAGACCCAUCUUCUUCUCCUUUUCUCUCCUCCUAUCAUGCCCUCACUCCCUCUCAGCGCCAUCCUCAUCCUCUUAAUCGUCACAUGGUCCCAAGCCUCUCCAGCCCCAUGGCAAUGCAGACCCGGUCUAGCUGACCUAAACACCAUCUACCCUGAUCUCGCCCCCAAUCUGCAAGAGAACAGGACUAUCGGGGAGGGCACAGAUGGACAAGUCUUGUUCUCUACCUCAUCUGCCACAGCGCUGAAGCGCUUCUUCCCAGAGUCCACCUCUGCGGACAGGAUACAUGACGAAUACUGGAUUGGCCGCACGCUUGUGCAUCCCAACAUCGUGGCGACGCACUCGCUAAACUAUGUCGGGUCGGAUACGCGAGGCUACUGGGAGAUGGAAAUGGAAUACGUUCCUUUUGCCCUACUUGACCUUCUCGACUACGACCGAUGGGCCGAGCGGCCAUGGUCCUUCGACGCCAUCAGUUGCUUGUUCGCGCAAAUAAUUGACGCCGUUGCCCACAUGCAUGAAAACGGGAUUGCGCAUCGCGAUCUCAAGGUCGAAAACAUCAUGGUGGCGCGGGACGGCACGGUCAAAGUGAUUGAUUUUGGCAGCGCGGCAGUGUCGCGGAACUUGCUCACCGGCGCACGAAUCGGCAGCUGGGCUAAUUGGAUCGGGACACCAAUUACCAUGGCGCCAGAGGUUCAUGGGGAGCGCUUCUUCGAUAUGGAGAAGGCGGAUGUGUGGUCGCUUGCUGUAGUGUUUGUGAGGUUGUGGUUGGGCGUCUAUCCUUGGGAACCAGAAAUGAUACUAGGAGGGCUGGAAGAAAACGAAGCGUUUGGUGUUUACGCGGAGGAAACUAGGGAUAAGAGAGUGUGUGGUGAGGCUGAAGACGAGGAUCGAUUGCUGUGCCAGAUACCGCUUGAGAAGGCGAGACUUGUGAUUGCCGCGAUGCUGGAGCUUGAUCCGAUGCGGAGGAGCACUUUGCCAGUGGUCCUGAACAGCGAUUGGCUUGGAGAGACAUUCAAUCAAAUGCUCCGCAACAAGUCUGCGUCUACCUAAUGUGUCGUGCAACUCAACCAUGAAGAGUUCGUCUUCCAGGGAUCACAUCAUUGUACACAGGGGUGACAUGGGAAAAAAA